Phytophthora infestans T30-4 is the source of this 1695-nucleotide messenger RNA. RefSeq lists its product as uncharacterized. The coding region runs from base 1 to 1695 and encodes 564 amino acids. The transcript is spliced from 12 exons. Gene Ontology annotation, cellular component: Mre11 complex. Gene Ontology annotation, biological process: double-strand break repair via homologous recombination; mitotic G2 DNA damage checkpoint signaling. Gene Ontology annotation, molecular function: RNA nuclease activity; protein binding; damaged DNA binding. NCBI's taxonomy places the organism in Eukaryota, Oomycota, Peronosporomycetes, Peronosporales, Peronosporaceae. The record is from RefSeq and is a predicted model, not a curated record.
AUGGCUAUGAAAAGAAAGACCAGCGAGGUGUCCGCCAAGACAACAGCGUUGAUCAUUGAUGGAGCGUAUGCACGCAUCCAUGGUCGCAGUCUGGGCGGAAAUAUCGAUUUCAGCCGUCUCCGAACGGAGCUAGAGGAGAUCGCGUCAACCGAGUUUGAUGAGUGCUGGUACUUCGACAGCCAACGUAGAGAUGCGCCAGGCAACAGUCAAUUGGCUUCAGAGUUCCAUGCCCUGAAGUAUGCUCGCCCAAGAGGGCCCCAGCUUCAAGUGGAGAUCUACUCGACCAAGCCGCGCAGCUGCAAAUGCACGAGCUGCGGACACAAGUUUAACCAGAAUGUGCAGAAGGGUGUCGACAACGGGAUAGCUACAAAGCUGCUUACCUUGACGUUGACGCGUAAUAUUGAGCGCGUCAUUUUAGUCAGUGGCGAUGGAGACUUUUAUACCUCUUUACGCUACGUUCGCAAUGAACUGGCGAGAGAAGUCUGGGUAGUCGGUUUCUUGGACACUGUGUCAGGGGAUCUACAACAAUUGGCGUCACAAAUAAUGUGGAUCGACGAAAUGUGGGGCGACGCGACCAAGCGAGAAGCGACUACGGUGAGUGCCCUCAUCUCAAUUUUGCUCAUGUGGGUUCUGGACGUGGUGGCGGGCGACGGCGCGGACACGACCUUCUACCUUGUGGCGGGCGAGUGGAGCGUGGGGCGUAAGCGCUGCCAUUUCAACUUUCACGCGGACUCGUCCAUCUCGCGCACACACGCGCUGAUCCGCGUCGGGGCUUUGACUCCUGAGCAGCUUAGAGAUCCAUCGACGCGUCCAACAUUGGAAUUGGUGGACAAGAACUCUCGUUUCGGCUCCUUCGUGAACCAGGAACAGAUCUUCGGGACGCGCAUCUUGCGUCAUGGCGACCAGAUCUCGUUUGGCGCAAAGAAGACGGUGCUGCGAGUGCGCUAUCAAGUGUUCGUACUCGUGGCCUCACGCAUUCAACGGGCCAAUCGAGUGCAAGUGAACGACACGUGCCAGCGUCUCGGCAUGCACUUGGUUGCGGCGGAGAGCAAGGACGCUACACACUGUAUUAUGGACCCAGGUCGCAUUGUGGCGACUGUGAAGGUGCUCUGGGCGCUGGUAUACAACCAACCGGUGGUGUGCACGCCGUGGAUCUACGCCAUUUUGAAUCGCUCGAGUCUGCCCGAGCCGUUGCCACGAUGUGAAGAGUUUCUGCCUUCAGACCCGCUUGUCCCUUCAGUAGAGAGCAACUAUCUGCCGAAUUCGCUCCGCAAGUCACUGUUUCAAGGAUACGCAGUCGUGUUUCUAACCCCGCAAUCCAUGCAAGAGCUCAUCCCGGCUAUGGGUGGUGUAGUGGCUGCUGCCUACAAGGGCUUUGAGGAGGAUGAUAACUUGCUGCUGGAACAUGAAGACGACGAUGUAAAAUCAAGCAGAGAAGAUGACGACGAGGAUGUUGACGCUGCGGAUGUGACGAUUAAGGAGAACUCUGAACAGCAAACUGAUCCUCUCUACGAGGAGGCCAAACGUGACAUGUUCGAGGACAGCAACAUCAACAUCGUGCAGAUCCCCUCUUUGGACGAGGCGCAAAUGCGACGUACGGUGAUUUCAAGCUUUCCUUGCAACGGAGAUGUCACUUACUCUGUUGCGGUGUGGGGCCAUAUUGUUUUCUUACGUGAUAGAAUCUUUGACUCCUAA